This is a messenger RNA of Anoplopoma fimbria (sablefish), 3072 nucleotides long. RefSeq names its product microcephalin 1 (gene mcph1). The transcript is spliced from 15 exons. The record is from RefSeq and is a predicted model, not a curated record. Lineage: Eukaryota; Metazoa; Chordata; Actinopteri; Perciformes; Anoplopomatidae. The coding region runs from base 185 to 2623 and encodes 812 amino acids. Gene Ontology annotation, biological process: mitotic cell cycle.
CCCUUGACAAUCACUGGGUCGGAAGUGACGUCUGUUGCCUAUCAGCCAAUGGUGGCCCAGCUCCCAGAAUGCAUUGCGUCACAAACUGCAAGCGCGAACAAUGUGCGCUGUAGUUGUGUGUGUUGUUGGAUUCUGCGCUGUUUAAACUUCACCGCUGCAUAACGUGGAGCUAAAGAGACCAGUAAUGACCACAAGCAACAAUGGUUCAGUCCUUAAAGAUGUCGUUGUCUAUGUUGAUGUGUGGUCAUCAGACAAAACGGCAAACUAUUCAAAACCAUUCAUUCAGCAGCUGCAAGAAAUGGGAGCUCAGGUAUCAAAAACAUUCAAUAAACAAGUCACGCAUGUCGUCUUCAGCAACGGUCACCCGGCUACAUGGAGGAAAGCCAAGAAAAGUGAUGUGAGGCUUGUCUCUGUUCUCUGGGUGGGCAGAUGUUACGAUGACGGUGUUCGUGUUGAUGAGAAGUUGUAUCCAGCCUUUAAUGAUGAAAGCAAUCCUAUGUUGAAGAACAAAAGACAUCGUUGCAUGCAGCCCAAAGAUUCCCCAGAGAGGACACCUGAAAAUGACAGACGCAUGAGGAAAAAAUUAGACAAGAUGAUGAAAGACCUAGCUCCAAAACAACCUCUUGUCACAGAUGUGUCGCCCAUCAUUAUUGAUGAGGAGAACGGAAUAGUCUAUAGCCCUGCAUUGAAAAGAUCAGAUUAUAUGGCACAGCGUUUGAAAGACAUGAAAGAGAAACGGGAAAACCUCUCACCAACAGCUUCACAAAUGGUUGAAUCCUGCUCAUCCGCUGGGAUGAAGCCUUCUCUUGGGAGCACACCAACCGUCUUCAAAUUAAUGUAUGACCAGUCGGAUGAUGAUUCCAGUGCUUCCGUUGCUGAACCUGCUUACUCACCUGAUAAGGAAGAAGGGAGAACACAAGAGGAUUUUUCAGACCAUGACCAUAUUGAACAUCGCCACAGGAAGGGCUCCCAAAAGCCAUGGCUCUCACCCUGCCAUGAUGUGCCAAAACGGAUUUCAAGUCCUGUGAAAUGUCAAGACUUCGAGGACGAAGAAGUGACCAGACACAAAAAGACUAGAAGGACCUCAGUCAGAAAAAAGCCAGCAGAGAAACACAAAUCUGUAGGUUUAUUAGAAAGUCCCUCUAAGGAUAGGAGAUCUGGCAACAGCAAGAACUUUCAUAAAGAUAAAAGGCAAUCAGAGAUCAAAUCCUCUAGUCCAUCACCUAACAAAACUGAAAAGGGAAAGGGAAAAAUGAAAGCAGCUAAAAAAGAUAUGAGAGGCACCUCUUCUAGCUGCCUCUCAUCACCAGCCAAAUUAGGCGAUGCUGCCGCUAAACCGUCAAAAGAAGCUGCUAGCCCAUUACAGAAAAUACCUAAACGAGCCAGGCCGUCACUUUCUUCCUUGGUACGAUCUUUCACUAUAUCCAGUGACUCUAAAAGUGUUGCCUCAGGUUCCACUGACGGAGAUGAUAAUGUUUUUGAGGACUAUUUUUCCCCCGCCAACCAACACCCUAGAUCAAAACGCCCUCCGUUGCCUAAUCUACCCGUGAAGAGAGACGUUCAGAUUCCUUUUGAGUUGGACCUUGUCCCAAAGAAGAGAAAACUAAGAAGAAGUGAAAGCAUUGGAUCUGAAACUAAGACUAAAAAGAAGAGGAUACUGGAAACAAGUGAGCAGUCUGAUGCAAGCAGUAAGCCCCAACAGGAUGUUAAAGAAUCUCUGCCUGCAUUGGAGAGUCCAAGUGUCGAUGUCACGUCCGUGGCUAAAAGGCAAAGACAAAGCACCUUGCCCUUCACAAGCACCAGCCCAAGUAUAAGUGAUGUCAGGAAACAGAGAAGAGCAUCUACUUCAGUACGACCAACAAUGUCAACAGAGGCUCACACUACAUCAGAGCUGCAGAAAGACUCUGUCAAUGUCAUUUCUCAUACCUCGGAAAGUGGAGGAAAUGUGCGUACAGUUGCAGCUGGUUUAACAGAGUCACCGUCUGAAGGCAAAGAAGAAAAUCACAAUAAGCAAGUCAGCUUGAGUCUUCAGAACAUGGUAAACCAAACAAAGGCUAUGAAAACAUUGGUCAUGACGAGCAUGCCCACUGAGAAGCAGCACACGUUGGUUCAGGUGGUGACGUCACUGGGUGGUUUUUCAAUCGUUGACCGAGUUUGUGAGAGCACAACCCAUGUGGUGUCUGGGGGUCACCGGCGGACUCUCAAUAUUCUGUUGGGCAUAGCUCGUGGCUGCUGGAUCCUGUCUUUUGAAUGGAUCCUGUGGUGUUUGGAGCAAAGGCAGUGGAUUCCAGAGGAACCGUAUGAACUUUCAGAUCAAUUUCCUGCAGCACAGAUCUGUCGUCUCCAGAGGCACCUGUCUGCCGGGGAACACCAGCAGGACCUGUUUCAAGGCCAGCCCGCCAUGUUUGUGUCCCAGCACUCCCAGCCACCCACUCACAGUCUGGUUGAGCUGAUCCAGCUUUGUGGAGGAACAGUCUGCAAAUCUGUGCGACAGGCAGGUAUCUGCAUCGGGAAGUACAGCGGCAGGAGACCAGAGGGAUGCAGAAUCCUGUCAGAGCAGUGGGUGCUGGAUAGUAUCACACAUUUGAAGCGGCUGUCAUAUGACAACUACCUCUUGGAGUGAAAGCUGUGAAGUUUAGUUUUAGUCAUUUUAUGUUGAACAGUUCCUGGUCACAUAUCCUCAGUUUCUAACCUACAGUCUUCCUCUUGUGCUGGUUUGUCAUCUCGCUUGUGUUCGGGGGCUUUACAUAAAUCCUCUCAAAUAUUCAGUUUUCAAAGAACUUUAGUCCCGGUUACCAUGGAAACCUGUCACUUCGGAGGACUAUCAACCAUUCAACAAAGACCUGAGUUACUGUAAAACAUGAAAAACUGCUUUAACAGUGCAUCUCGAUCCUUUAUUGUUUACAUUUUUAGUAGUUACCACUACUGUAUAAUGCUGUGAUUUUAACAAGACAUUAGAGUGAGCGUUGAGAUUGUUUUCAUUUAUGACAAUGUGAUUUUAAGGAUACUUGCUGAGCCGGUUUAACACUUAAAUGGAGAUAACAUACUGUAUCCAUAUAGAAAUGUUUUGUG